AUGGUUGGAACACUUAAAAAUAUUACGAAAAGCCUGAAAGAAGUGGCGACAUUCAGCCUAAGCAGAAACUAUGCCACCAAAAGGGUGGAAGCAAAGAAACCCGUUGUCGAGAUGGAUGGUGAUGAGAUGACUAGGAUAAUUUGGGAGAAGAUCAAAGAAUCUCUAAUUUUUCCAUACGUUAAACUAGAAUGUCUUUACUACGAUUUAGGACUUCCACAUCGGGACCAAACUGAUGAUCAAGUGACCAUAGAUGCUGCUCAUGCUAUUUUAAAACACAACGUGGGAAUCAAAUGUGCAACUAUAACUCCAGAUGAACAAAGAGUAGAAGAAUUCAAAUUGAAGAAAAUGUGGCUCUCGCCCAAUGGCACCAUCAGGAAUAUACUAGGUGGCACAGUAUUUAGAGAACCAAUUUUGUGUAAGAACAUUCCAAAAUUAGUACCUGGAUGGACAAACCCCAUAGUUAUUGGUCGUCAUGCCCAUGGUGAUCAAUACAAAGCUCAAGAUUUAGUGAUUGAAAAACCUGGAAAGGUAGAAAUGGUGUAUACAGCCGAUGACGGAGAAGUCAAGAAAAUUCUAGUUUUCCAGUACAAAGCAGGUGGAGUUGCCCUUGCGAUGUACAAUACUGAUGAGAGCAUCCGGUCAUUUGCCCACUCGUCUUUCCAAGUGGCCCUUCAGAAGGGCUGGCCGUUGUAUUUAUCAACAAAGAACACUAUCUUGAAGAAAUACGAUGGCAGGUUCAAAGACAUAUUCCAAGAAAUAUACGAAAAGGAAUACAAACCGCAAUUCGAGGCUAAGAAGAUCUGGUACGAGCAUCGUUUGAUCGACGAUAUGGUCGCUCAAGCGCUGAAAUCCGCCGGCGGUUUCGUGUGGUCCUGCAAAAAUUACGAUGGCGACGUCCAAUCCGACAUCGUCGCUCAAGGCUACGGUUCCCUCGGCAUGAUGAAAUCGGUGCUGAUGUGCCCCGAUGGCAAAACCAUAGAGUCGGAAGCUGCUCACGGAACUGUCACGAGACACUAUCGCCAACAUCAAAAAGGUCAUCAAACAUCGACAAACCCCAUCGCCUCAAUCUUUGCGUGGUCUUGCGGACUGGCCCAUCGCGGAAAACUCGACAACACUCCAGAGUUGAUCAAUUUUGCGAAUCAACUUGAAAAGGCUUGUAUCGACACUGUAGAGUCUGGAAAAUUCACUAAAGAUUUGGCAGCUUCCAUACACGGACUACCGAAUGUGAAAGAAGGCAUGUACUUAAACACCCAAGACUUUUUAGAUGCGAUUUCUGAACAACUGAAGAGAACUGUGUGA
Messenger RNA from Phaedon cochleariae (mustard beetle), 1299 nucleotides. The record is from the annotation of a GenBank genome assembly. Lineage: Eukaryota; Metazoa; Arthropoda; Insecta; Coleoptera; Chrysomelidae.